AUGGUGCACAGGACGGUUCGGCGUCAAAUAUAUUUUCGUUUCGGAAAGAAAUGUCUCAGUGAUGUUUUGGAAGUGUCUGUAGCAAAUUGCAAGGCGUUUUUUGUUUACAAGCUGCUUAAUUUCACUGCUAAUCUGAGCUGUAACUAUCGCAUCUGUGCUGAAAGGGGUAAGUCUGAUCUCUUCAGUGGCCCCGGUCCCUCAAUAGAUGGUUAAGUUUAACCCAGGAUUAAGCCAAAUUUUCAGUAAGGUCUUCUUGUCAUAACAUGUCCCUGGAACUUACAAAAUACUGGUUGUAUAUUUACUCCGAGGUUUUGUGAUGAAAAUAUAGAAUGUUACUCUAGGCAACGCAUAUAAAGGUAAGAUACAAAAAGGGAAGAAAUCUUUUAACCCUGGAGUAGCGCUUAUUGGGCUUUCACGGGAACCGGGGCCUAUUGAACGUUAUAACUUAUUAUUCAAUCAAAAUAUUUCGCCAGUUUUGAUUGGCUCCAAGCCCCGGCUAAAUAGGCCAUUUGCACUAAGAGGUCAUAUGAAAAUGAAAGUUAUAUGAUUUAGCCUUCAAAAAAUGAUUAGUGGGUCAUAUCCUAAACAAAAUAAAAGUGAUUUGGUUUUUCAAACCUGCACCGUUGUCUUAAAGUGAGUAAGUCUGUAGCUGGUCACGUGACCAAAAUGUGAUUUUGAAAAUUACGAAUUACUGCUUUCUGAACACAAAUUUUGCACUUAAACUUCAAGGCAAAUGUUGAAAAAAUGAUGGGGUAACGUUUGCAGCACAUCUGAGCAUAACUAUCAAAAGUUUAACAAGAUGUAAGCAAAAACUAGUUUGGCCGCCAUGUUGGAGGGCAAGAGUAUGCCCUCCAACAUGGCGCCCAGUAGAAAUCAUACUACUUUGUUGAAAAAUCAAAGUGCCAUAAAAUAUCUCCCUUAAAUGCUUUUCCUCUCAAAUUUCGGGUGUAAGAUAAUUUUUAUGUGCUCUGUCAAUUUUUGGCAUCAGCAGGAUUCCAACUAAUUGUUUAAGGGAAGUAUUGAUCACGUGACCCCUUAGUGCAAGUGGCCUAUUCUUCAUAACCAGCUGGUGCUUACCAUACAACUAUUUUGAGAAAGGUUGUCGGAAAAAAUGUGCACGCGACAAUCCCGAAAGGUAAUAUGGGUAUGAUAAAUACAUUGUUCCUGACACUGAAGCUGUCGAACCGACUUUUGUUGUUUUCCUUCAGCAAUAGCAAACAUACGUCCAUGGCCUCUUGUGCCAUUCUCUCAAAUUUCUUUGAAGAACAGUGGACUCAAAACCGUCCACAAUACCUUUCUUAGCCUGCUUAGCUGGCGGAAUUAGCGUGGGAGUGCUGUGUUGGUUUGGCAUCGGAGCCACGAGAAGGGAGGGUAUACAAGUCAAAAAAGUACCCCUGGCACAAGAAUCCCUCCAGCUACGCAGGCUAUACCUUUCGGAAUUGUCGCGUACACUUUUUCUGACAACCUUUCUCGAAAUAAUUGUAUGUGGAAGAUGCGAGCAAUAUACCAUCGAUUCGAUGGUAUAAGUUGAAUUAUUGUAUAGCUGGAAUUUUUUCUUCAGCCCUAGCAGUCUUACAAUCUCAAAUCUUUAUUAAGAUGAAAAUACAUAUCAGGAUCUGUAAGAAUUAAGUGAAAUACAACUAUUCAAAAGCUAAAGAUUACUCAAAAUGCAUUCUGUAUGUGACGAUUUCACAAUCUUUAAGCAGUUGUUUCCCUAUGACAUGACGUGCUGUUUUCAAGAUGUGGUCAUUGAUGUCAUUGAUGUCAACUCAGGAUUGUCACCCAUGAUAUAUAUACGCAAUCAAAUGGUAUACCCUUGAAAUGAGGAAAUAAUUUCACUCGCGAUUUUUAACUUUGGCAAAAAAAACAAAACAAAACAAAAAAACAAACAUGUCAGCAGUUACAUUGAAAGGAGGCAGCGAGGCCGUGUAUUCAGCGUGUCAGACUCGCAACCGCGGCGUUCCCGGGUGACUCGAACUGGCCACUCAGGCCGGAUUUGUUCUCGGUUGUCCCCUGUUCAAAUUACACCCUUUUUAAUAAGAAUGUUUUUAAUUUUUUUUUUUCCGGUCCAGGCUGAAUACUCUUAUUUUUCUGCCGAUUUUAGGCUGAAAAUUUCUUGUAUUUCUCUUGAGUUAUAGCUUAUCACUUUUCCGUUUUAGAAUGUAUAGCUCACUUCCGUUGAUAGCUUGGGCCUAAACUAGGCGCGCGGGCAUUUAUGGGAUUAUUUGAGGGGACGCAACUGUAAAUAAACAUGGCGAAAAGCGAAGUGGAAUGUUUCAGCGGGGUUAAAACAGCUCAAAAUAGCAGAACGGGAGGUGGAACUGAAAGAAAAAAAAAAAACAAAAUGUGAAGCUGAAGGAAGAAGAUGUGCCUGGGACGAUUUCACUUCGAGAAAAACCAGAGGAAUGCACCGUGCAGAGCCGAUGGCUUCUUUGCCGUGGAGCCAAGACAACCGGAAAGAAAACGCACCUGAAUACGUCUUGCCUUUGAUAUUCUAUAAAAUGCCAAACUAGGGAAGUUCCUAAAGUUAUUGUGCACACAACAAAUAGCACGUCUCGUCGUAAUUCAAAAUGGCUGCUCGACUUGUCCCCAUAAACAAUCCCACAAAUGCGCGCGCGCUUAGUUUGCGUCCCCGGUUAUCACUCUUUUCCGAAGUGAGCUAUUGGAGCAUAAUUUCAGCCCAAGCUCUUUUCGUUUUGUUGGCUAGGUUUGCCGUUUAGAGAAAGGCAUAAUCACACGUUUACGUUAACAACAUACGAUUGUAUUGUAUUAACAGACUUUCAACACACAAAAUUUUGUCCUUUUCAAAAUCUUAGCCUCGGGUUUAUUAUUAAAAUUUUCUUAAAAUAUUCUUAAAAUUUUGCAGAUUUCAGCCUUGAUAUUCAUAUAAACUUUUCUCACUAUCUGAUACCAGCGCUUUCCGAUAAACAUUGUUAAUUACUGCAGAUCCAUUAUUUACUGUAAAUUAUUUCCCCCCUUUGUAUAAUAUUUCCACAUCAUAUCAUAUAUAGACAAACAUGAACACAAAAGAAUAAAAAUUAAGCAUUCCCUACACUUAAAUUGACUGUCCCGCCAAGAUUAGCCCCAGCCAUCUGAGGGCCAGUGCACUUUUGUAAAACUUGUUGCUGUUGUUUGAAUAUAAUAUAUAUCAGUUGCGGUUUUUUAAUCCUGUUGUGUUCGAUUUGAACAUUGUUUGUUUUAGUGGAGUGCCUAUAAAUAUAUACACAAUUGUAAAGCUAAGUGCACAAUUUCAUUAAAAACAAACCCUUGAAGGAGCUGUGUCGCGAAAUUCAGCCAAAUGAGGAAAUUACAAAAUGCCCGUUAAAUUAAGAGACAAAAAAAAAAUUACCGCUUAAAACUAUAAAGGAGGGUUAAAAUAACAUAACAGAAACAACAGAUGCCACGGAUGGGCAAAACUGAAGAAGACUGAAACGGAUUGAAAUUAGGGUUUUUGAAAGCUGUUCAGCCUAACAGUUUUCCAAAGUUGAUGCCUGCUGCUUGUAACUUCAAAAAUAAUGCUCGUGAGACAUAUUCGUUUGUCUCGGAUCUCUGAUUUUGUCAUUUACAUGUAAUUUCUUUGCUUACUUUAAGUUCCAUAGCGAUUGAGGGCGAAUAAUUGGGAAAAUUAAACAAAAUGAACUGGACUGCCGUGACACAGCCCCCUUAACAUUUAACCUUUUUUUUCAACGCAGGUGAAAUUAUUUCCUAGUUUCAACUACUCAAUAUAUGAUCAUUAUAACAUUUACACGCCACCAAACACCUCAAUUGAAAACAUGCUUUUUUUUGGCAGUCCCCCACCCUUGUCACUCAAGGCGUCACCAAUGUGAUUUGGUUCGUUCCACGUGCAAGGAAACCGGGGAUACCUACUCUUGUCCGUGCAAAAAAGGGUUUACUGGAAAUCCUGGAAAUUGCACAGGUAACAGUUAACCAAGGCUGGUAUGAUUUAUUUGUAUCAGUUGUCCCUUCUACUCAUCUUUAAGGGCCAGUCACACUGUAUUUAAAGGAAGUUUACGAAAAUAGCCAGUGUUCAAGAAAACCGCGUCGACUAAGCCAUUUUCAGUUUGGCGAACGCUUUUAUGUCAACACCAUUUAUUGCGAACUGUUUCAUUAAAGGAUUAUGAAGUAGACUAGAGACGCAUUUGUUUUUUUUUAAUAACCCACUAAAGAAGAGAUCCGGAAAUUCAAAGAUUUCCUAAACCGUGGUCUAAGUAAGACUUCCUUAAAAUAACCGACCGUAAAGGCCUGUUUAGAUAAAGGAAAGUUGUCCGGGGAAAAAGAGGGUCACCCCCCCAACUGAGUCACUUUUAUCGGAUGUUUAUAUGAGAAAAAAUGUUGCCAACAGCGCUCCCGCAUGCUCUGAUUGUUUGCCUUGACCGAAUUGUUCCAGCUGGGAGAGCUAGAGUUUUGAUAUAAAGAAAAGCUGGCCCGGCUUGGAGGGUGAAUCAAAAAAGGGUGACCCGGCUACUAGGCGAGAUCCAACUUUUUGUUUCUCGUGUAAACGGUUCUGCACGUUUUGUAAGGAAGUGUAUGAAUAGCUGGCUUGCCCAGGGUAGCUUUGGUGACCUUGGGACACUACAUUUCUCCAUAUAAAUAGGUCCUAAUUAUACGUUUUUGGGCAACUGCCCACCUACCCCUCUCCUAAGCCAAUAUUAACACUUACCUUUCCCUUAAGGGCAAAAUGUUGACUUAGGGGAGGGGUAGGUGGGCAGUUUCCCAUCUAAACGUACAAUCAUCCAACUAAACUAAACUAUGAAAUUGUGUUUCCUAGAUAAACCUAGAUCUAGCUAAUUUAAGCUAUCUAAUUCUAAAAAAAUGCAUCAAUUAUUUGUUUUUGUGCUGUUAAGUGUGAGAGAAAUCACUCAGUUAUUGAAUGUGUCUUAUAGAUGUGAAUGAGUGUGAAAAUGGAACAAAUGAUUGUGACCCAGUGUUAGCGAUCUGUAAUAACAUGAUUGGAUCAUUUACUUGUCAUUGCAAGUCUGGUUUUAUUGGAGAUGGUAAAAACUGUUCAGGUACUGUAAUUUUCCUAGCCACUACUUACUGUAGCCAUUCAACUUAACGACUUUAAAAGUGUCAAAGUUAUAACAAAAUCACUGAAGCAUCCCAGCCACUUUUUGGAAAAUCUAAUGGGAAAAAUAGGCUGUCCAAGCUCAAAAUAUAGGAAAAUAUACGAAUUUUCUGCCUAUAAAGAGACUCUUUAAAGAAAAAAAAAACAUUUCAAAAUUGUGAUAAUAAUAUUAAAAGAAUUAAAAACAAAUUAAAAGAAAAUUUAACAAAACAAUUAACAAAAUACUAUUUUUCUUGAUGCAGAAUUUUGGUUUUGUUCAUUCACAGCAAAGUUGCUUCACAGUGCAAAAUGCAGAUAUCAGAAUAUGGUCUAUUUAUAGGAAAUAUUUGAGGAUUUCUUGAAAUAUAGGCUGUUUAUAGCAUCCUAUUCAAAUUAAAUAUAGGCGGUCUGGGAUGCGUGUAGGGUUUCAAGUACCAGCGUUCUUGCCGUUUAUUGAAAGAAAUUUUCUACGGUGACGUUUUGAAGGUAAAUCGUAUUGUAUUCACUGAUUUUCAACACAAGCAAUUAUAUCCCUUUUGAUUCUCCUUCUCGGGUUUACCGUUAAAGUAUUUUUAAAAUUACGAAAAUUUCAGCCCCAGUAUUCUUAUGAAAUAUAUUCUUAUGGCAAAGAAAAGGUGUGUAGUGGCAGGUACAAUGUACUCUUGCCGAAGAUUACUAAGAGUUUGUAAAUUCUCAAACCGUUGUGUUUUAGUAACACGCCUCAAAUUAUCAGUUUUAUUUUUAUUACUUGAUAUUUUAUAUCCAGUUGUUACAGUAAUACAUCGCCCGUUGUUCAUUUUAAGAUAUAAAUAUCAAAAAUUUGUCAGGUUGGUAAGCCAUGGAUCUAAAAACUGGUCUAAAAAUUGAGGUCUAAACUAAAAAUAGUGCGAUCUUUAGAAUAAUUGUUCAUUAUACGUUUCUGGGGAAACUGCCCACCAACCUCUCCCCUUUGCCAACAUUUUGCCCUAAGUGAGAAGUAAGUGUUAAUGCUGGCUUAGGGGAGGGAUAGGUGGCAGUUUCUCGGAAACGUGUAAUGAUCCGAAUUCUUUUCGUCGUCGUGGUUGUUCAUAAAGUCCCUACUAAGCUGUCAAUGACAAAAUGUCGACUUCCUGCAAUUAAACGACCACGAUUUGGUCCUCUGUGUUAUAAGUAGCCUGUGUAGCUGGCGGUAUUGUGUACUAGUCGAGUGAGAUUUGGCGGCGGAGCCGCUACAAUACCGCCAGCUGCGCAGACUACUUAUGAGCAAAUCCUACAGAUCAGAGAACUGAUUUACUCCAGUACAUUGACGAUUAACGGCUAAACAAAAAACUUCAAUAAUUUUCAACCAAACGAUGCCGGUUAUUUUUUCGCGGCAGUUCAUCACCCGUGUGACUCAGGACGCCACCAUUGUAAUUUAUCAUAUUCUACUUGCAAGAAAGAACCGGGGGUCGGAGAACGUAACUACACUUGUCCAUGCAAAGUAGGGUUUACUGGAAUUCCUGGAAAUUGCAAAGGUAACAUCUAACGCCCUGUCCACACUAAUACGUUUUCAAUAGUAUGGGUUUUCGUUGUCAUUGAAAACGCAUCGAUCGAUUCGUGUGCAAACUACCGUUUUGAUGCGUUUUUGACUGCCCAAACUAAAACGUUCGAAAACGAUAGUAUUACGCGUUGUGACGUACAUGUAAGUUAAACUCUACGCACGCACUGCAAACAUUAACACGCCUCCGAUAUUUCGGUUCACCGUUUUUANACAAAAUGUCGACUUCCUGCAAAUAAACGACCACGAUUUGGUCCUCUGUGUUAUAAGUAGCCUGUGUAGCUGGCGGUAUUGUGUACUAGUCGAGUGAGAUUUGGCGGCGGAGCCGCUACAAUACCGCCAGCUGCGCAGACUACUUAUGAGCAAAUCCUACAGAUCAGAGAACUGAUUUACUCCAGUACAUUGACGAUUAACGGCUAAACAAAAAACUUCAAUAAUUUUCAACCAAACCAUGCCGGUUAUUUUUUCGCGGCAGUUCAUCACCCGUGUGACUCAGGACGCCACCAUUGUAAUUUAUCAUAUUCUACUUGCAAGAAAGAACCGGGGGUCGGAGAACGUAACUACACUUGUCCAUGCAAAGUAGGGUUUACUGGAAUUCCUGGAAAUUGCAAAGGUAACAUCUAACGCCCUGUCCACACUAAUACGUUUUCAAUAGUAUGGGUUUUCGUUGUCAUUGAAAACGCAUCGAUCGAUUCGUGUGCAAACUACCGUUUUGAUGCGUUUUUGACUGCCCAAACUAAAACGUUCGAAAACGAUAGUAUUACGCGUUGUGACGUACAUGUAAGUUAAACUCUACGCACGCACUGCAAACAUUAACACGCCUCCGAUAUUUCGGUUCACCGUUUUUAUGUUGAUAGGGCGAUCGAUACGGCGUGCGAAAGGCCUAAACACAUCGAAAUAUAUGGAAACGCAUUGGUGUGGACAGGGCCCAAAUCCUGAAGGUUUACUUGAUUUAUUCAUUAAGAAAAGUAAAGUAAACUAACCUGAAUUGUCUAACCUAAAUAUAUUUACUUUUUUAAAAAAUGAAUUAAUUACUCGUUCUUGUGCUGUUAAGUGCGAGAGAAAUCACUCAGUUUUUGAAUGUCUCUUAUAGAUGUGGAUGAGUGUGAAGAGGGAACAAAUGAUUGUGACCCGGAUUUUGGGACCUGUGAAAACAUGGUAGGGUCAUACACUUGUCACUGCGAGCCUGGAUUUACUGGAGAUCGUAAAAAGUGUUCAGGUAAAGUAAUUCCGAUCCGUAGCUUACUGUAGCCAUCGAAUUUAAGAAGAGUCAAAGUUACUAGAAAAUUUGAAAGAUAGGGUACAGGGUGUAUUAUAUGAAAUGGGCUAACACUGUAGAUACUGAAAUAUAUUCACUCAUCAAAUUUCAAACACAAUGACUAUCCUUUGACAUGUUGGGUAAGAGUCGAGUUAUUCCAGUAAAUUUUUUAUUUUUAUAUUAGACCCAGGUAAGGUAAGGUAAGUUAACGCCUUUAUUUAAAGAGGGUAAGGACGUGACAGUUAUGAUAAAACUGAUAAACUUGUGGCCCUCUGUAAAAGAUAAAAUCGAAUAUUAAAAUAAUUUUACACUGUCAUUAUAAAAAAAAUAGAAAUUAACAUUAAUAGAUACAGUUUAAAAAAAAUAACUAUCUAAAACAAGUAAAAAAACAAAUGAAAAUUUUUUCGUUAUUUAACUAUUGAAAAGGUCUACAAACAUACGUUAUGGGAGAUGUCAUUUUAUCAGAUACAAAGAUUAAGCUGAUAAGCCAAUAAAUAAAGUUUGGACUUUUGAUUGAAUUUUGACAGAUGUGGAUGAGUGCACAAGUAAUGUCCAUAACUGCCACCAGCAGGGUAUCUGCACAAACAACAAUGGUUCAUUUUCUUGUCAAUGUAAGAAAGGAUACACAGGAAAUGGGACUUGGUGUACAGGUGAGCUUCAGGCUCCGUCCACAUUUAUCCGUUUUGGCUUAAAAACGGAUAUUUUUUUUAAUCCCGUAUGGCCCAUCGUCCACACGUAUCCGAUGAAAACGGUCACUGAAAACGGAUCUUUUCCAAACCGCUCUCCAGAGUGGAAUUUUUGAAAACGCCGUCUUUUUGUUUACGUAUGAGCGAACGAAAACAAAGGUUCUAGAAUAUGAUGAUGUCAUACACCAUAUACUUCUAGCAUGACGCACGCUCCGUAAGGGAUCAUAUUUACAUCGUUUAAGAGUUUUCGUGCGGGGAAAACGAUUCGAAUACCCUACGUAAGAUUGAAUAAUUUUGUUUUUAAACGGAGAAAAAAGGCACCUUAAUCGAAAGUAUAGAUGCUUGUGUAAGGCGCAAUUAGCAAGACGCAAACAAUUAAAAAUUAGCAGGCAAAUUAGUGGGCAAUUAGCAGGUCAGUCAAUUAAAAAAUGGAAGCGUAUGGGGUAUUUAUUCUCUAAUCUUAUGCAGGAACAGAGACUUAUAAACCCUUCUUUUUUUUCCACUGGUCCUAAGCUGGGCCACGGCCAUAGCAAGAGAUAUUUAAUCAUUUAUUUACCUACCAAUGUACUGUGUUAAGUAGGGUUAACUGGAAUUCCUGGAAAUAACACAGUUUGCAGUUAACGUCUUAAAAUUGAUUUGAGUUAGUGACAGGAAAACGAAAUAGAAAAUAAUAAUGGUGUGUAAUAUAUAUGUAUAGUAACGAUAAUGAUGAUGAUGAUAAUAGUGUAUAAAUCACAAUUUUUAGUGAUGGUAAAAAUUCAGUCAGAUUGCGAGAAACCAUUUGCCUCAUGUAAGGGAAUCCAGGACAGUCUUGGAUUCCGGAUUUCACACUGCGGAUUCCGGAUUCGAGGUACUGGAUUCCAGUAUUUUUCAUUGGAACUUGGAUUCUGAAUUACAAUUGUUAGUGGGAUUCCGGAUUCCUUGAGCUGUAUUCCGGAUUCCAUGAGCAAAAUUUUCCUGGUUUCCGUCAUCUGGAUUCCCUUACAUGGGGCGAAACCAUCCAGUAUAACUACUGUAAGAAGGGCCAUAGUCAGUUGUAAAUUCAAAAAUUAAUGUGCAUUCUAGAUGUGA
Porites evermanni is the source of this 9575-nucleotide messenger RNA. NCBI's taxonomy places the organism in Eukaryota, Metazoa, Cnidaria, Anthozoa, Scleractinia, Poritidae. The record is from the annotation of a GenBank genome assembly.